UGGCGGAUUGGAGAUACGCGCGGAAGCAGAGAGCAGCAUCUCCAGUGUCCAGUGGUGUAUGUGUGAUUCUCCAUAAUGGGGAAUUAUAACUCCAGCAGUAGAGGAGGAACCUCUGAUCCAAAGGUAAAGAGAGCAGAGUCUCCAGCACCCAGCUGUGUGUCUCUGAAGAGUGACGUGUCCAUGGAUCUUCCUCGUAACUUCAACAGUGGACCUGUGCCGUCUGACCCAAAAAGAACUCAUCCUGUUCUACAUCCACACAAAGACAAGGAAGAGUCCAUACAGCAGGACUCUCGCACACCAGUGGAUAAUGUCCUACACAGAGUCUUACACACACACAAAACCAGCAUGAAGAACAAGUAUGAGAGUUUAUUUGAGGGAACCAAAUCACAAGAGAAUAAAACCCUCCUGAACAGGGUUUACACACAACUCUACAUCUUAGAGGGAGAGAGUGAAGGAGUAAAUGAAGAACAUGAGGUUUUACAGAUGGAGAAAACACCCAGGAAACAGCUGGUACAAGACACACCAAUCUACUGCUCAGACAUCUUUAAACCUGUACAAGGUCCUGAAGGAGACAUGAAGGAAGAGAAGAUCAGAGCUGUGAUGGCUGAAGGUGUCAGACACACAGAACCAAAAGAAGAUAAAGACCCGGAAGUGCCAAAGCUCAGAACUGUUCUGACUAAAGGCAUUGCAGGCAUUGGGAAAACUGUCUCAGUGCAGAAGUUCGUUGUGGACUGGGCAGAGGGAAAAGCCAAUCAGGAUGUAGAUUUCAUGUUUGUGCUUCCAUUCCGGGAGUUGAACCUGGUUAAAGAUAAUCAGUACAGUCUGCAUAGACUCCUGUGUGACUUCCACCCUGAGAUCAAAGACCUGGACCCAAAGAUAUAUGAUAUGUACAAAGUUGUGUUCAUCUUUGAUGGCCUGGAUGAAAGCAGAUUUGAACUGAAUGUUUCCCAGUGUAAUAAAGUCUCUGACAUAAGCAUGACAUCAUCAGUAGGUGCGCUGAUGUCAAACCUCAUCAAAGGAGAGCUGCUUCCCUCUGUUCUCAUCUGGAUAACCUCCCGACCAGCAGCAGCCAAUCAACUCCCUUCUCAGUACAUCAACCGUGUGACAGAAAUUCAGGGAUUCACGGACCUACAGAAGGAGGAGUACUUCAGGAAGAGAAUCAGUGACCAAGACCAAGCUGAGAAAAUCAUCUCACACAUAAAGACAGCAAAGAGCCUCCACAUCAUGUGUCACAUACCAGUCUUCUGUUGGAUCUCAGCCACUGUGCUUCAGAAAAUACUAAAACAAACUAAUACAGAAAUCCCUAAAACUCUGACUGAGAUGUACAUACAGUUCCUGCACACUCAGAUCAACAGGAAGAAUGAGAAGUAUGAGGGGGAAAAGGAAAGAGAUCAAAAGAAACAUCUGGAAUCCAACAUGUCCAUGAUUCUGAAACUGGCUGAACUGGCUUUCAAACAGCUGAUGAAGGGAAACGUGAUGUUCUAUGAAGAAGACCUGAGAGAGUGUGGCAUUAGUGUCACUGAGGCCUCCGUGUACUCUGGGAUCUGCACUGAGAUCUUUAGGGAGGAAUCUGUGCUGUACCAGAGGAAGAUCUACUGCUUGGUACAUCUGAGCUUUCAGGAGUUCCUGGCUGCUCUCUAUGUGUUUCACUGUUUUAUCAACAAUAAAAGGAGGGCGCUGCAGGCUUUUAAUUUACAGCCCUGGUUUUGGUCUAAGAAUGUUCCUCUCAGUGACCUGCUGAAGGCAGCAGUGUGUAAAGCCUUAGAGAGUCAGAAUGGACACCUGGACCUUUUCCUCCGUUUCUUGCUGGGCAUCUCGCUGGAGUCCAAUCAGAGUCUCCUACAAGGCCUACUGACACACACACACAGCAGCCCAGAGAGCAUCUUGGGCACAGUCCAGCACAUCAAAGGCAAAAUACAAACAGAGGACCUCCCCACUGAGAGAUCCAUCAGCCUGUUCCUCUGUCUGUCUGAAAUGAAGGACCAGUCUCUCCUCAGAGAGAUUCAGGAGUAUAUACAAUCAGAGAAACACUCAGCACAGAAGCUCUCUCCUGGACAGUGUUCAAUACUGGCUUACAUGCUUCUGACCGCAGAGGAGGUGCUGGAGGAGUUGGACUUGGAGAAAUACAACACAUCACAGGAGGGUUACAGGAGGCUGAUCCCAGCUGCUGCAAACUGCAGGAAGGCUCUACUAGGUAACUGUAGGCUGGAGACAGAUUCGUGUAAAACUGUAUGUUCCACUUUGGCAUCAUCAAAUUCCCCCCUGAGAGAACUGUGUAUCAGUAUCAGCACCCUGGAAGAUGAAGGAGUGAAGCUGCUUUUUGAUGGGCUGAAGAGUUCACAUUGUAAACUGGAGAUACUCAGUCUUACAGACUGUAACCUCACAACAGACAGCAGUAAAUGUCUGUCCUCUGUUCUGACAUCAGCCAAGUCCUUCCUGAGAGAACUGCACCUCAGAAAUUGUGACUUUCAGGAUUCAGGAGUGGAGCAGCUCUCUGCUGCACUGAAGAGUUCACACUGUAAACUGGAGAUGCUCAGUCUUACAGGCUGUAAUCUCACAACAGACAGCAGUAAAAGUCUCUCCUCUGUUCUGACAUCAGCCAAGUCCUUCCUGAGAGAACUGCACCUCACAACAUGUGACUUUCAGGAUUCAGGAGUGGAGCAGCUCUCUGCUGCACUGAAGAGUUCACACUGUAAACUGGAGAUUCUCAGACUGUCUGGUUGUUUGGUCACAGAAGAAGGCUGUUCUUCUUUGGCUUCAGCUCUGAGGUCAAACCCCUCCUACCUGAAAGAACUGGAUCUGAUGUACAACCACCCAGGAGAGUCAGGAGUGAAGCUGCUCUCUGCUAGACUGGAGGAUCCCCACUGCAGACUGGACACACUCAGGGUGGAGCAUGCAGGGAAGAUCAGAAUCAAACCAGGACUAAGAAAAUAUGCAUGUGAUCUCACACUGGAGCCAAACACAGCACACAGACGUCUCUCUCUGUCUGAGGGGAGCAGAAAGGUGACUCGUGUGUGGGAGCAGCAGUCGUAUCCUGAUCAUCCAGAGAGAUUUGAUGAGUGUCCUCAGGUUCUGUGUAGAGAAAGUCUGACUGGACGCUGUUACUGGGAGGUUGAGUGGAGUGGGAGGGCUGAUAUGGGAGUGACAUAUAAAGGAAUCAGCAGGAAAGGAGACAGUGAUGACUGUAGGUUUGGAUGUAAUGUAAAGUCUUGGAGUCUGAUCUGCUAUAGUAACUGUUACUUUGUCAGACACAAUAAUAAGAAAACUGCCAUCUCUGCCCCCUCCAGCUCCAACAGAGUAGGAGUGUAUCUGGACUGGCCCGCCGGCACUCUGUCCUUCUACAGUGUCUCCUCUCACACAUACACACUCACACACUUACACACAUUCCACUCCACAUUCACUGAGCCCCUCUAUGCAGGGUUUGGGGUUUGGGGUUCUGUCUCUUCAGUGUGUGUGUGUGAGCUAGAAUAG
Molecule: messenger RNA, 3471 nt
Organism: Electrophorus electricus (electric eel)
Lineage: Eukaryota; Metazoa; Chordata; Actinopteri; Gymnotiformes; Gymnotidae
Source: RefSeq, a predicted model, not a curated record